This is a messenger RNA of Emiliania huxleyi CCMP1516, 351 nucleotides long. RefSeq names its product FKBP-type peptidyl-prolyl cis-trans isomerase. The record is from RefSeq and is a predicted model, not a curated record. Gene Ontology annotation, molecular function: peptidyl-prolyl cis-trans isomerase activity. The annotation marks the transcript as partial. Gene Ontology annotation, biological process: protein peptidyl-prolyl isomerization. The transcript has a single exon. Gene Ontology annotation, cellular component: cytoplasm. Lineage: Eukaryota; Haptophyta; Isochrysidales; Noelaerhabdaceae.
ACCGCGCCCGGGUUCAAGUACAAGUUUUUGCGAGAAGGCGGAGGCGAGAAGCCGCAGCCGUUCCAAAAGGUGUUUGUGCACUAUACCGGCUACCUCACCGAUGGCACCCGCUUCGACACGAGCUACAAGCCGUCGUACAAGGCCGACCUAAAGGGCGCAGAAGAGCCGUUUGGCUUCCGGCUCAACAAGGGCAAGGUGAUCUCUGGCUGGGAGGGCAUCGUGUCGGGCAUGACAGUUGGGCAGCGUGUGGUGGUGUACAUCCCUCCCGAAUACGCGUACGGCGAGCAAGGUGCGGGCAGCAAGAUCCCGCCAAACUCGCCGCUCGUCUUCUACAUGGAGCUGGUCAAGCUC